Messenger RNA from Populus euphratica (Euphrates poplar), 1467 nucleotides. Its product is annotated as mitochondrial adenine nucleotide transporter ADNT1-like. The record is from RefSeq and is a predicted model, not a curated record. Gene Ontology annotation, biological process: transmembrane transport. The transcript is spliced from 8 exons. Lineage: Eukaryota; Viridiplantae; Streptophyta; Magnoliopsida; Malpighiales; Salicaceae. The coding region runs from base 179 to 1243 and encodes 354 amino acids.
CAUUAGUUUCCCUCGUCUCGUCUCCUCUCAUCUCUCACUCAAAACAGUCGCCUACAUCUUUCUCUCUAUCCUUCUCUAAUAGCAAAUGCAGGCUGAUUAAACCCUCACCAAAUUAAUCAAUAUCAAUAAUCACACUAGUCAACGCUGUAAUUUUGAUCACUUUUCUAGGGUUCGGGUGAUGGCACCAGAGGAUGUGAAAACAAGCGAGUCUGCUGUUUCUACGAUCGUUAAUCUCGCAGAAGAGGCUAAACUUGCUCGUGAAGGCGUUAAAGCACCGGGAACUGCGCUUCUUAAUAUCUGCAAGUCCCUUUUCGCUGGUGGUGUUGCCGGUGGAGUGUCACGUACAGCUGUUGCUCCAUUAGAAAGACUAAAAAUUCUAUUGCAGGUUCAAAAUCCUCACAGUAUAAAAUACAAUGGAACGAUUCAGGGUUUGAAAUACAUAUGGAGAACUGAGGGCUUAAGAGGGAUGUUUAAAGGAAACGGCACUAAUUGUGCUCGAAUUGUCCCAAAUUCAGCAGUCAAGUUCUUUAGUUACGAGGAAGCAUCCAAAGGAAUAUUAUGGUUUUAUAGGCGGCAAACUGGAAACGAUGAUGCACAGCUUACUCCUCUUUUACGUCUUGGAGCUGGUGCAUGUGCUGGAAUUAUUGCCAUGUCAGCAACUUACCCAAUGGACAUGGUUCGUGGUCGGCUAACUGUCCAGACAGACAAGUCUCCUCGCCAGUAUAGAGGAAUCGCUCAUGCUCUCUCAACAGUCCUUAAGGAGGAAGGUCCCCGGGCUUUAUACAAAGGCUGGCUGCCUUCUGUAAUAGGAGUUAUACCAUAUGUGGGUCUGAACUUUGCUGUUUAUGAAUCUUUAAAAGACUGGUUGCUCAAAACGAAACCGUUUGGACUAGUUGAGGAAAAUGAAUUGGGUGUGGCGACAAGGCUUGCAUGUGGGGCUGCUGCUGGAACUUUUGGCCAGACAGUUGCUUAUCCUCUUGAUGUGAUCCGACGAAGAAUGCAGAUGGUUGGCUGGAAGGAUGCUGCUUCAGUUGUCACUGGUGAUGGGAGGGGCAAAACAGCCCUUGAAUAUACUGGUAUGAUCGAUGCCUUCAGGAAAACAGUUCGUCAUGAGGGAUUUGGAGCAUUGUACAAGGGUUUGGUCCCCAAUUCAGUGAAGGUGGUCCCUUCGAUAGCAAUUGCUUUUGUAACAUACGAGAUGGUGAAGGACGUUCUUCGAGUUGAGACGAGGAUAUCUGACUGAACUGAUGAGAGGAAUAAAUUAUCCGACUUGCAAGGGAAACGCAACGAAACACAAGGAGAGGGUCAGUUUUCGGGGAUUAUCUUAUUUCGAGGUAGCGGGAAAGUCCAGAAGAAUAUUUUUAGAGUGAUAGAAAUUGUGAUAGAGUUCGUUUUUUUAAAGUAUUUUUUUUAUUUAUAAAUAUAUUAAAAUGAUAUAUAUAUUUUAAAAUUUAUUUUUAAUGUUAA